Gadus morhua (Atlantic cod) is the source of this 2265-nucleotide messenger RNA. RefSeq names its product TLC domain containing 1 (gene tlcd1). The coding region runs from base 515 to 1285 and encodes 256 amino acids. Gene Ontology annotation, biological process: plasma membrane organization; regulation of membrane lipid distribution; membrane assembly. NCBI's taxonomy places the organism in Eukaryota, Metazoa, Chordata, Actinopteri, Gadiformes, Gadidae. The transcript is spliced from 4 exons. The record is from RefSeq and is a predicted model, not a curated record. Gene Ontology annotation, cellular component: plasma membrane.
CCCACUAGUCUCUCUCUGUCUCCACCGCUCCCCUUCCACUCUGUCACUCAGGCUAGGGGGGCCAGCUACGCACACAGCACAGGGAGAGAAGGAAACACUAAAAAGAGCCACAUGUUGGAGCCACAAGCCUCUUCUCCCAGCCCCAGCCUGCCUCCCUCUUCAGCCUCAGCAAGCUGACCACGUCAGGAGCUGCUGUGGAGGAGCGUGAAGGCAACCACGGGACUUUCUUGUUGUUGUGAAAGGCAACCGGUGACGGUGAGGCCACAGGGGAGAAACUUAACUUCACUCCUCUGUUCCCCAGACCGCUGGAAAGCCCAGCAAGAGGCCCCGCCCCGCCCAUCCGACCGCGUCUGACGACAGGCCGCCGUGGAGAGAGAGAGACGCCUCUGGACACAAACACUAGCGUGACAUCGUCGAGAGCGGCAGAGCAGCAGAGAGGAAGAAGGAGGACGCCACAGAGAAGAGGAAGGAGAAGUUAAAAACCAAGAGAAGGAGCGGGGGGUUGGCCGAGAGGAUGGAGGUGCUGCUGAACCACCCUUGUGCAGUGGUGCUGGUGUGCGCCCUGCUGUUCAGGGUGGCGCACCGCCUGCUGCAGAACCUGCCGGUGCCCAAGGUGGUGCGCGGGGAAGAGUUCCGCGCCUGGAAGUGGAAGAACCUGUCGGUGUCCCUGGUGCACUCCCUGCUCACUGGUGCCUGGGCCCUGAGCUGUGUGCUGAUAUAUCCAGAGACGGUGCACAACCUGCACUCCUACUUCGUCCCGGUGUCGUACCUACUCAUAUGUGUCUCAACAGGGUACUUUGUACAGGAUGCAGGUGACAUCAUUCUUACCGGUCAUGCUAGAGGAUCAUGGGAGUUCCUAGUUCAUCACACACUGGUCAUCUGGUGUUUCGGGUACGCCCUCUUCACCAAGCUCUACGUGUCGGGCGCGGUGGUGGCGCUCUUCGUGGAGGUCAACAGCGUCACCCUACACUUGAGGCUGAUGCUGAAGCUAGCCGAACAGAUGUCCUCGCCGGCCUUCCAGGUCAACAAAAUGCUCAACCUCUUCACCUACGUGUUCUUCCGGCUGAGCGCCCAGGGCUACCUGACCUGGUACAUCGUGUACAACUACUCGUGGUUGGACCACGCCAGCUUCUUCCUGGCCGCCAUGGUGUUGAUGAACGGCAUGAUCCUGGUCUACUUUUACCGGCUGCUGCGCGCCGACUUUUGCCCACGCCCCAAACGCACGGGCACGCAAAACGGGACGCACAAACCCGCCCCAAUGACUCAGAAGUUCCUCACCGACUGAUCGGACCAGGGAGGGGGAUGUUGUCCUGCUGUAUUUCUGUGAGGGGGGAUGGGCGGGAGGAGGGUUGUUUUUUUAGGGGGGGGGGGGGAGGGGUUUUUAGAGCUUACCGUUUGUGACACCUAACCAAAAUGGUGCCCACAAAUACUUGGGAGGAGGGGGAGGGGUACUCCGGCUAGGACAACAGCUAACUGGAAACCAAGUAGGGGGGUGGGGGGGCUGCGAUCUUGUGCCUUCUCUCUGUAUGAGGCCCACUGUGUGGCUGAGGAGGUUACGAUACAGAGACACUAUUUCACCGCUAUAGCCUCGAAAGUGACCUACGGGGCUCCCUGCCUGGAGACAGACACAUGGCCAUUUGCGGAUCACAUUCAAAUUUUAAACAGAACAUGGACAUUAAUUGUAGCACCAGCUGCAAUCUUAAUCGUCCAAAUUGAAAUAGUCAAGAAGGUGUGGGUAACGGCACGAAAGAGUACAAUCAGUGUUUUGAUAUUUCGAAACAAAUCUGAACCAAGACCUCACGUGGAUAAGUUGAAAAGUUGAAUUGUGGAAUGAAGCAUUCACCAUUAUACGCAACUAUGACACUGAUGUCGCUGGUUACGUGUAGAGAAAAGGAAUGGAGCCUCAUGAGAGGCUUGCUCAAAUAUGAAAACUUUGUUUAAAUUUUACAUUAAGCCUAAGGAUACUUUGUUCAUGAUUUAAAAGCUCUGACACAUUAAAGUGUUUCUUCAAAACGACCUUGUUAUAUAAAUAUGAAUUUAUUUUAAAAUCUAUUAUAAUACUUUGAAUAUCAUUAAAUGCAUAAACAGUUAACCGGUAGCCAAUUAAUUGAUGUGUGUCGAUAUGAAAUUGCUGAAAAUAAGCAAAACAUCUGUUGAUUUUCAUGCUAGUGCUGACGAUGACCAUGUUAUUUAAUUUCCUGAAGUCAUCGAAGAGAACACUAUUUUGGUUGACUAAAUGCUAAAUAAAUAGCUUAUUUCAUUAUA